Molecule: messenger RNA, 4008 nt
Organism: Talaromyces marneffei
Lineage: Eukaryota; Fungi; Ascomycota; Eurotiomycetes; Eurotiales; Trichocomaceae
Exons: 2
Coding region: 1-4008 (1335 amino acids)
Biological process (GO): siRNA processing
Cellular component (GO): nuclear RNA-directed RNA polymerase complex
Molecular function (GO): RNA-directed RNA polymerase activity
Source: RefSeq, a predicted model, not a curated record
AUGACAUCAACAGACACCCAAACCCCGUCAGGCAAGACAGCGGAAGUCUUGGAAAGACACAUUGAAAGCCUAAACCACGAAUUCGCUCUUGGGAUUCCGAAUCCAAAAUGGCAAUCGCCCAGUUCUCGGCCAGUAACUGAAAGGUCAAAGGAGGAGCAGUGUCGGGUUUGGGUAAAAUAUUUGUUCUGGAAAAACACCGAAGCAUUCGAACGUGCGUUGAACGGUUUCCGCGAGCAAGUCCGCUCGGAAAUAAGAGAAGGCAAGCAAUGGGUACAUAAACCGAAUCAAGAAUAUGGAACUGUUCCAUCAAGAGAGGACUUUAUCAGAACAAACGACAACUACCGCAAUCAAGUCUCAACCGAGGAACGCGUAAAAAGAGUUGACACAUUAUGGAAAUUCCUCCAUUCUGAGACGUGGAUUGAACAAGGAGGAGAAAAUCCAUUGGAAGGCUCGCAAUCAUCACCCCGUCCUCGUAACCUAGCCAAUGGACCGCCUCGAGACAGUCUCAACGGCAACCUCGAAGAGUCCCCGGCGGUCAUUACGCCGCAAGCCAAAAGAAAGGCUAGCAAUAAUCAAGAGGUAUUUUACACGGCUCCUAGCUCCCCAGUUCUGCCUUUCGAAGGGCAAUAUCCGUCUUUGGGUAACCUAGACGAAGAUAACAUCUCUAUGAGGAACGAGCCAAAUUUGAAUACAGAUACGUUGGAUGGAACUGACAAACUGAAGGUUGAGGCUCAGAGGUCUAGGAGUUCAAUCAAAAGACAAUCGAAGAUCACGGACCAUAUGUUCAUAACAAAAUCAUAUCCACAAAAUCACCCACCUGCCAGGAAACCCGCGCCACCUCUCCCGCGCAAUGAUGCCUCGUCAUUUGGAAUGGUCGGACCAUCCACUAGUCCAGAAGUCAGUUUUGCGACAACAAGAGAAGAUUCUAUAUUCGAUCGUUCAGAAGCACCGCGGUAUCAAGGAACUUCUUUUGAAACAACAAUUACCGAACCAUGCGAUGAGACUGCCACGCAGCCCGAUUCUGUCGAUGGACUCAUGAUGAGUGAAGAAUUCAGCAUGAUGCUAAAGUCAGUAGAGAGAAAUGCUUCUACUUCCUUUGAAACUGAGCGGAGACCACUGUAUAAAGAGCAGGAAAUAGUAGAAGACCUAAUUUACAGUGGCCCCUUCUCGAAAGAUAGAGAAUGUUUCUCUGAAAAGGUUCUUUUACGGGCCAGAUACGAGCUGGAGCGGGUGAAACAAGUCUGGGAUGUUAGCCCAAAACAGAUACUUGUCGGUAAUAAACCAUACGAGAAACACUCAGACUUUUGGCAAUGGCUUGGAGACGUCGGUCGGCGUAUGAACAAGACUCUACCGGAAAAGCCGUCUGUGAAGGCUUGGAAUGCUGCCAUCGGACGUUUUGAAGGUGACCGGCACUCAGAAGCCGUGAUUUUUAGUGGCUCCCUUGACUGGUGCGAGAAGAAUGAACCCGGUGUUUUCAAAUUGAAACUUAAUCCACUCAAGAUUGAUCGGACAUGUCGAUUUUACCGUCGCUUUGGAUCUGACAGAUUUUUGAGUAUAACGAUGCCAUCUCCGUCGCAGCCACCAAGUCAUUUGCGCCUUAAAGAUCAAACAUCUCUACGCGAGGUUCUGGCUGAUUGGUUGGUUAAUAGCAACCAUUAUCUUCUGAAACGAACCUGGAAGGCGUUUUAUGUGGACGAUUUCAAAACGAAAAGCAAAUCCAAAACUGGCAAGCCUAGAGUCCGUGUGGACUUCUUCGCUGUUGACGGCUCGGACUUCACUACAAGACUCUCUCCGCCAAUUCUUUCACCGAUUAACGAGACCAACUGUAAAUUGUUUAAUCGAAUUGGCCUUGCACUGUCUAAGACAUGGGCAACAGUAGUGAUUCAACCACAUCAGUUUUUGAAACUUUCUGAUCCUCUAGGUAAGCCAGUCAUGAACGACGGAUGCGCUCUCAUGUCGCGUCCACUAGCUCGAGCCAUAUGUGCAGAGCUAGGGAUAGACGGAAUCACACCCAGCACAUUUCAAGGUCGUAUUGCUGGAGCCAAAGGCCUCUGGAUGGUUGAUAGAGACCUCGACGACGAUAAAGGAUUCUGGAUUCAGAUAUCAGACUCCCAGCUGAAGGUUAAACCUCAUCCGUGCGACUUCUUCGGCCAUGUCGACGAAGAGAAAAUUACGUUUGAGGUUGCAAGUUGGUCAAAGCCUCUGCGAUCGUCAGAACUGAAUACACAACUUCUUGAAGUUCUGAACAAUCGCGGGCAAGUUAGAAAACGUGUGGCAGAUAUUGCGCGAGAGGCAAUACGUGAUAUUUACAAGGAAUUCGAAAAUGUCAUGGAAAGGAACAGCAUCCCUUUAGCGCGGGCUUUGAUUCAGAAGAUACGCCCUACUGCUGACGAUGGAUACUCCCGCACAAAUAUAAGGAGGAUUGACCAAUGGUUAUCACAAACUAUAGAGUCCGUUAUUCGAUUUCUAGAAGCAGGCUUCUCACCGCGGGAUUUCCCACCGCUUCGAGAGCGCAUGAGGAUAUGUUUGAAUGACACUUUGAAUCGUUAUGUCAAUGAGCUUCAUAUUCCUAUACCUUUAUCGACCUACGCAUAUUGCAUCGCUGAUCCUUAUGGGGUACUGGAAGAAAAUGAAGUCCAUUUUGCUUUCUCGGGCCAAUGGAGGGAUUGCUCUUAUUUUGAUGAUGCUAUGGUAGAUGGUGCGGAUGUCCUUGUAGGACGAACGCCAGCCCAUUGCCCUUGGGACAUCCAAAGAAGGAGAGCAGUCUGGAAGUCAGAGCUUAGGCAUUUCAAAGAUGUUAUUGUCUUUUCAACCAGAGGCACGACUCCACUUGCGAGUCUUCUGUCGGGCGGAGAUUACGAUGGGGACCGUCCCUGGAUAUGUUGGGAUCAAGGCAUAGUGGAAACUUUCACCAACACCUUUCCGCCCCUCGAGGAGUCUGGACCGGAACACUUUGGAUUAGUGAAGCAUGCUCAGCCAAUGAGCACAGUGGGCUCUGUUGGGGAUUUCCUUCGGAAUGCCUUCAAGUUCAACCUAGCUAUGUCAAAUCUCGGGCGUUGUACUGUCGAACACGAAAAGCUUUCAUAUGACGAAAAAGAGGGGAUUAGUUCCCCGCUAUCACUUGAACUGGCAACGCUUCUUAGUCACCUCGUUGACAGCAAAAAGUCGGGCCUUCAGCUUACAGAGGAACAAUGGUCCCGUUACCGCAAGAGUAUCAGUCCACGGGAAAGGGGAGUUCCUGCAUACAAGAAUUUGGCUGCAAAGGAGGGGAAACGAGACAACAUCAAUGACUUCUUGAGAUUUGAGGUUGCUUUUCAGGAAAAGGAAGAGGCUCUUCGAAAUUUUAACAAGAGAUUCGACGGAGUAGAUGAUAUACGAGAUGAAAGUCUUCUUCUUCCCUGGCAGGCCGCAGUUGCUAGAGCGGAGCUUGAAAAGCAGGAAGAUCCUGAAACAAAUGGUCACAGCAACAUAGGACUUGUGAAAGGAUCUGCAUUAUAUGAAAUGCUGAAGAGCAUAGAGGUGCAGAUCAAGGAAGCCCGCGACAAGUGGACGAAAGGGUGCCAUUGUCAAAAAACGGCAGAAACUUCAACAGGGUUCAAAAUUCAACUAGCUGCGGAGUUACUGAAUCGUAUACAACCGCCUGAUAUAUGUCACCCCCUUGUACAUACGUGGCAGAAUAGUGAGUAUGAAUGGCGAGUUCUGAUGGCUUCAGGAGCAUACUACUUUCAUUGGCGAUCCGCUUUUCCACUCUACGCAGCUGGAGAGACUUUAUGCUGGAUCAAGAUUGGUAAGGAGCCAGCUCGCCUGAUCCGUGAUCAAGUCUAUGUCAGCAUGAAAGUCAGCAGCAGUGCUGCCCGUCGGCUGGCGGGCGCAGAAGCCGAGGAACUCGCAAACGAGGAGGUAGAAUGGAAUGUAGAAAGUGAUGGCGAUGACUCGGAAGAAUUCGACCGUGAAUCAGUGGUUGACGCACUCAAUGAGAUUGAUAGGAUGCAUCAAAAUCUCCAUUAA